Exophiala xenobiotica is the source of this 2192-nucleotide messenger RNA. RefSeq names its product tubulin gamma chain. Gene Ontology annotation, biological process: cytoplasmic microtubule organization; microtubule nucleation; meiotic spindle organization. Gene Ontology annotation, molecular function: structural constituent of cytoskeleton; GTP binding. Lineage: Eukaryota; Fungi; Ascomycota; Eurotiomycetes; Chaetothyriales; Herpotrichiellaceae. The transcript has a single exon. Bases 26 to 1393 code for a protein of 455 amino acids. The record is from RefSeq and is a predicted model, not a curated record. Gene Ontology annotation, cellular component: nucleus; cytoplasm; gamma-tubulin complex.
GUCACUCAGCCGCCAACCCGCAGAAAUGCCUCGAGAGAUCAUCACAAUCCAGGCGGGUCAGUGUGGGAAUGCAAUAGGGUCCAGAUUCUGGCAACAGUUAUGUGAAGAGCAUGGGAUCAGCCGGGAUGGAAACCUCGAGGACUUUGCGACAGAGGGCGGUGACCGCAAGGACGUUUUCUUCUACCAGAGCGACGAUACGCGCUACAUCCCUCGAGCAAUUCUAGUUGAUCUGGAACCACGAGUCAUCAAUAGCAUCCAGCAGGGCCCGUACAAGAACAUUUACAACCCGGAGAAUUUCUUUGUGGGCGAAGAUGGCAUGGGCGCAGGGAACAACUGGGCGGCUGGCUACGCGGCGGGUGAAAGAGUACAGGAAGAGAUCUUCGAUAUGAUAGACCGAGAAGCCGAUGGAAGUGACUCUCUCGAAGGUUUCAUGCUGCUGCAUUCCAUUGCUGGCGGUACCGGGUCAGGCUUGGGAUCGUACAUGCUGGAGCGCAUGAACGACCGAUUCCCGAAAAAGAUCAUCCAGACAUACUCGGUGUUCCCGGAUACAGCCAUUGGAGAUGUCGUUGUCAACCCAUACAACAGUCUGCUGACAAUGCGUCGGCUGACACAGAAUGCUGAUUCGGUGGUGGUGCUCGACAAUGGCGCUCUAUCAAGGAUAGCAUCCGAAAGACUACAUGUUCAGGAGCCGUCGUUCCAGCAGACGAAUCAACUAGUCUCCACGGUCAUGUCGGCGUCUACCACCACGCUUAGAUAUCCUGGCUACAUGCACAAUGACCUGGUGGGGAUCAUUGCUUCACUCAUUCCAACUCCACGCUGUCACUUCCUCAUGACUGCUUACACGCCGUUUACCGGAGACAAUGUGGAGGCUGCGAAGACAGUGCGCAAGACAACCGUAUUCGACGUGAUGCGUCGCCUGCUGCAACCCAAGAACAGGAUGGUUUCAAUCAAUCCGUCAAAAUCAUCAUGCUACAUCUCCAUCCUCAAUAUCAUUCAAGGAGAAGCUGAUCCGACAGAUGUGCACAAAUCACUUCUCCGCAUUAGGGAGCGUCGGAUGGCUAAUUUCAUUCCCUGGGGUCCGGCCUCGAUCCAAGUGGCCCUGACCAAGAAAUCCCCGUACUUGCAGAACACCCAUCGCGUUUCGGGAUUGAUGCUCGCCAAUCACACCAGCGUGUCAACACUGUUCAGACGUAUUGUCGUGCAGUACGAAAAGAUGAGGAAGCGCAAUGCUUAUCUGGAGCAGUACAAGAAAGAAGCACCGUUCGCAGAAGGGCUGGGUGAAUUCGAUGAAGCGAAGGAGGUGGUCAUGGGUCUGAUAGCGGAGUAUGAAGCUGCUGAAAAGGACGACUAUCUUGACCCUGAUGCUGGAGAAAAGAAGGCAGAUGGAUCAUGAAGCAGCGGGCUCAAGCCAACCACGACAGGUAUUGCAUGAGACGAGCAAUAACAACGACGACAGCACGUAUAUGACUAUGAUGACAACGAGCCGAUUAUGCAACCAAGAUUCGCAGGCCCGCAUAGCGAGAUUUCGGGCCUUUGUUUGGUGCAAACUCGAGCCCAGAGGCAGGAAGCAGGGCAAAUCAAACGCUGACUCGAGACUUUGUCCAAGAGUCAGUGGACUUGGGAUUAUGAUGCAUUGACAACAUUGACAACACUGGCAAGACUUCACGAUUCCAACGUUUGCUUUGACUCUUUGAGCAAUGCGAACCCCACUGGACCAACCGGCGAAAAGAACCGUAGCCCGCGAUCUCGGGAAGGUGCAUUACUGCACUGCACAUGCCGCCAGUCACAGAUCCACCCCGAUCGAGUUUACUGCACGCCGAAAUCCCUUGACGCACAUGACCGCAUGACCAGUGGUUAGGCAUGUCAGUAGGCGAGUUGUAACUGUCGUGGCAGCAGUCAUCAGUCUCCUUUUGCAUGCAGGACGGCCUGAAGAACAUGUGCGCAGUCAUGCUUAACGCCCGUGGUCAGCUCUCAUGCAUCACAUGCAGCGUGUCACACUGUGGGCGGAGGACUCCUCGUUAGGAACAUGAACUGAAUCCUCUAGCCAGCUGUUGGCCGCAUUCGGAGCCAGGAGAAGAUGCGAGUAGAUAGUGCCCAACUCGGGUCAAAUGUAUGUACGUAGUUGGCUUCCAAAUUAGUGAGGCACCAAAGACCAGACCGUUGCCAUUAGCGAUGGCAAUACCACAAUGCUA